AUGGGGCAGCGCGAACGCAAACCCCGACUAAAAAAUUACACGAGCAAUGGCGAAGAAGUGACGUAUGAAGUGAUUAUGCAUGCGAUGCCUCAUCCGCAGUUCAUCACUCCUGGGACAAAGGAUUUUAAGGUGAAGUGUAUGUACCGUUUGGAAGACGAGACGCUUAAACAGCGAAUACGCGCAGACUCUAUACAACCGAUCAUCAUCAAUAAGAACCUGAAGCUUCCCCGGUGUUCCUACGUUAUUAGAAAAAACGGGCUGAACGGUCCAUUAUUGGAUUCAGCGGUUGUCGGAGACAGAGUUUAUCACAUAUGGGAAUGUAAAGGUGAACGACAGUUUAUUGGACUGUUUAAUAUAUCCAUGAGAACCUAA
Messenger RNA from Soboliphyme baturini, 372 nucleotides. The record is from the annotation of a GenBank genome assembly. Lineage: Eukaryota; Metazoa; Nematoda; Enoplea; Dioctophymatida; Soboliphymatidae.